AUGAGUGAUAAUGACGAGUUUUUAGAUGAGUGCCUUAGGGAGCAUAAUAAAUAUAGAAAAUUGCAUGGUGUUGAGCCUUUGCGGCAUAGCGUUGCGCUGGAUAAAACAGCACAGGAAUGGGCCGAAACACUAUUUCAAAAGGACAAUGUUACAAAUAGUCCACUAUCAAAUAAAGGAGAAAUCGGUGAGAGUAUCAGCAAACGAACAAGUACCUCUGAUGAAUUCGACAUUUCAGGAGCCGAUCUAACUGCUCAAUGGUACAAUGAUAUCCGCAGUUACGACUUUAAAUCUGCUACUGGCCCUGCAGGUAAUUUUACCCAGAUGGUAUGGGCCGCUACUCGAGAGGUUGGAUUUGGAAAGGCCUCCGGUAACGGGCAGUGUGUUGUGGUUGCGCAUUAUCGACCUCCUGGUAAUGUUCGAGGUCGAUACAAAAAUAAUGUGUUUCCACCAAUUGAUGGGAAAGGAAAGGAACAUUCGAAUCCCGGUCCUGGAGAAGUUACAAAAAAGUCUAUCACAAGGGAGAAACGUGUCGACACCCAAGGCCAAGAAAGAACAGUCAUUCGUGAAGUAAUCGAAACUAAAAAUGUGGAUGGAAAUAUUCAUCGUCGUAUAAUUGAGAGCUUUGUAGAUGACGACGACACUUUUGAAUAUGCUGGACAGCAAAAUGGUCUAUCUUCGUCCCAAGUUGUUCCACCUGUAAGUAUUGCCUGA
This is a messenger RNA of Hydatigera taeniaeformis, 711 nucleotides long. The record is from the annotation of a GenBank genome assembly. Lineage: Eukaryota; Metazoa; Platyhelminthes; Cestoda; Cyclophyllidea; Taeniidae.